Molecule: messenger RNA, 8713 nt
Organism: Phyllostomus hastatus (greater spear-nosed bat)
Lineage: Eukaryota; Metazoa; Chordata; Mammalia; Chiroptera; Phyllostomidae
Gene: LRRC61
Product: leucine rich repeat containing 61
Exons: 5
Coding region: 860-4024 (1054 amino acids)
Biological process (GO): outer dynein arm assembly
Cellular component (GO): cytoplasm; nucleus
Molecular function (GO): protein dimerization activity
Source: RefSeq, a predicted model, not a curated record
GAGGAUUCACUUCUGCCUGCACAUGCGCAUGAGCCCCGGGUCGCUCUCGGGCAGAGCUGCUCACGGUGCAGAGCCCGACUUGGAAGGAGCCCGGGGACCGGUUAGAGGAGGAGGAGGACUAGACCGCCGUCGGCCAGGAGCGCGCGUGACUGUGUUCCUCAGGGCCAUACCACACUAACUAGCAGUAGUUAACUACAUACACAGCAGUAGAAACCCAGGUUAGGGGGGGGGGCCGCACCACUUCCGGCGAGGAAGCGGUGCGACCCCACCACUUCCGGCCGCAGCCGCCCGCACUGGCGCGGCCGUUAGCUGAGAAAAGAGCCCACCGCGGGCGAAGGUGCUGGGGGGGCGCGGUCACUCCCGGAAGUAGCCCCCAGCGUGCCCCGGAAGCUGAAGCCCCUCUAGCUCUGCCGGGCCAUUCCCAUUCCAGUGGCUUUCACCGCGGUGUAGGGGAGGGAGGGCGGGCGCGUGCGGGCGGCAGCUCCUCACUGCGGGAUCCGGCUGCGUCGGGACGUGCGCCCGGCUCCACGGCUUCACCAGCCCGGUCUCCGCGGGGCGGCUGGCCACGUCCCGAACCCCUGGCCUGAGCACCAGCCUCGCGGCCACCCUGAUGUGCUUCACUGGGAGAGAAGGGUGAUCGCUGUCAGAGCCCGCGACCGUGCAAGGUGCCAGACCCAUCCGGGCGGUCUGUCGGGAGUCUCGGCCUCUGUGAGGGCAGGCUGCUUCUGUAGACCUGGUGCCGGCUCUGGUCUCCCGCUCCGCCACUGACUGGCACGUCACCACUCCGGGUUUCUGUUUCUCGGCCAUAAAGUGAGCACUGAGCCUGGGCCCAUCUUCUCGUUGCCCCAAGUUCCCAAGCAUGUCGGAAGUAGAAAAAAUCAAAAAGCUCCCCAAGAGACAUGCACCCUCAGGAGCUGUCUCCCUCAUGACCAGACCCCAGAGUCCAGCUGCCACAGUGACUUCUCCUGCCUCCAACUUCCAUACCAGAGCUACCAGUACUUCUUGUGGACAUGGCAGGGGUGCCCAGGGAGACCUGCCAGAGACUGAGGUCAAAGUUGAGUUUGUAAAUGUAGAGGAGACGGCCAGCAGUGGCCACAGGAUCACACCCUCUGGCUCCCAAAAGGCGAGUGAGAGGGAUCUGCUCCCUCGAAGGAAGAGACCCCGCCUCCUCCCCAGGGGCUCUUCCAUCCCCUCACCUGACCAAGUUUUCCUGGAGGAGAAGGAGCAAGGUGCCCUGGGCCUACGCGUCUGUAGCAGGAAGAGAAGAGCCUGCUCCCAGUGGAGGCCUGGUUUUUACUCAGCUGCCUCCCGUGCGAAGAGCCAGGCCAGCCCGGGGCAGAACAAGCCGAAGGGAGACUCUGAGCCAUGUGUCCUGAAGUCCGUGCUGGGUCAGGAGCCCUCUGUGCAGCCUAAGAAGAAGGUGUCCAAGCAGAAGGCACGUGGACCGAGAGGGGUGAGGUCGCGAGCAGGAAAGAAGUCGAGAGACCCAGCGCUCAGCCCUGGCCUGGCCCCCCCCACCCCAGUGCCGGUGCAGGCAACCAGUCUGGACGGGUCAGGAGUGGGCCAGCCUAGUGAGAGUGAGGAGACCAGGCAGGCUGACGUCCUCAUAGCCUCUCUGGACAGAGAGAUGCGACGCCUCAAGAAGUGGAAGAAGAGGCAUUCGCUUCCUCGUGGGGGAGAGAAGUCAUCCCUGCUGAGCUCCCAGAAGCCACCGGGCCUGAAGAAGCGGGUCAGAACUGUAAAAGAGACCAAGGGCUGGGCUUCUCGAGGGUGUCCCCCGGGCCCUCAGGACACCACGGGUCAGACGCUCACACUGGACGUCAGACAGUUCUUUGCCACCGACCGUGAGAACAUGUGCCACGUCUCCUGCACUCUGUGCCACGCCAGCAUCAAGCAUGGGCCGGGGAGGGUAAGAAGGCCAGUUACAGCCGGCUCGGGAAGGGCAGGGGCAGGGGCAGUGGGGACACAUAGGCGCCUGUCUGCAGGUGCCCCCAGCCUUGUCCAGGGAGGCAUCUCGUCUUCAGGACACUGCCCGAGUGACUUGCCAUCAGAAGAUAAUGACAAGCAGUUUGCCCCGGCUAGAGGUGAGCGGCUGUUCCUGGCUCCACCACCUCUGCCUACGCCCAUCAGAUAUGGACCCACUGCUCCCCCAGUGGCUGUCAUGGGGGAUCAAGAGGCCCUGUAUGCUCUCAGCCAACCCCGCUCCCAGGCCUGGAACUGGAGCAUUGCGGAGUUACUGUGCAGCUUGGCGUUGCCACUCUCCUUCCUUUCGUCCCCGCCCUUCAGAAGGUUUAUGGCCCAGGUUGACCCUGACUACUGUCUGCCGCCUCCAACUGCCUUUUCCGAUGAAGCCUUGCCUCUGCUCCGCGAGCUGGUGGGCGAGCAGGUACGCCAGGAAAUGCAGCAGGCUGAGGGCAGCCGCGUCCACCUCACCAUGUCCACGGCAACCCAGGACGUAGUCAUGCAGGACUACGUGGCCGUUACCGCCCACUGGGGGGUGAUACAGCGCGGUAGCUGGCAGGUGGUAUCAGGGAGCCCGAGGAAGCAAGCAGUGCUCUGGGUCCGAGGCCUGCCCCCGGAGAGCACUGCGGAGGACAGGCAGCGGGAGCUGCGGGAGCAGGUCAGACUGUGGCUAGGCCAUGGCUCUCUGCGACCCGGCUUCCUGGUGUCGAGCGGCUGCCCCGCCCUGGAGCCCACAGUGACGAUGGAGGGCUACACCCACAUCCCUUGCUUUGCCCACUGCCUCAACUCUGUAGUGGGGAACUUUCUGUGUCACCAUCACAGUGUCCAGGUCAUCCUGAGCACAGCCAGGGCCAUCUGCAGCCAUUUCCAAGGCUCUGCGGAGGCCCGGCGGCUCCUCGUGCAGCUGCAGCGGCGGUGCGGCCUCCCAACCCAUCAGCCCUUCUGGGAGCUCUCAGACCACUGGGUCUCUGCCUACCACCUGAUGGAGUGGCUGGUGGAGCAGCAGCAGCCGCUGCGGGAGUAUGAAGCGAAGCACCAGCUGGGGAAGGCUGGCAUGGGCCUCUCAGCCAUGUUUUGGAGCCUGACGAACAGCCUGGUCAUGCUCCUGCGACCCUUCCACAUGGUGGUCCAGGAGGCGAGCGCACCGCAGGCCUCUUUAAGCCAGGUGCUGCCGCAGCUGCGCUACCUGCACAUCUUCUUGGAGCAGGUUCCCGCACACUUUGAGGAGCAGGGCAGCGGGGAGGCGGGUGCAGCCGUCCGGCUGGCCAGGGGCUUGGCCCUGCAGCUCUCCACAGACUGCCAGCUCAGCGAGCUUUUCCACCACGAGGAGUUCGUGCUUGCAACUCUGUUGGACCCCCGCUUCAAGGGCCAGCUCGAGGCCAUCCUGCCCGUGGGGGCCGACAUUGACCACUGGAUGCAAGUUCUCGUUUACAAGGUGAAGGAGAUUAUGGUGUCCGAAUACUCUUUGCCUCCCUCACCCUUCCUACAGAGCCCCAAGGCUGUGAGUGCGGACACCACCCAGGGUGGCAGAAUAGCCAGGGGCCCCAGGGCUAAGAGGAGGAGCCACAAGGACCCCGUGCAGAGAGGCAGCAGCCCUGGGUGUUCGCUGCUAGGCCAGGGGGAGAAGAGCUUGCUGGAGCAGCUGGAGAGUAUAGGGCUGGUGGCGUCCCAGAGGAGCGGAGCCUCGCUCUCCACUGAGAACCACCUGGCCACGGUCAUCGUCAGGAAGUACCUACGUGAGAACAAGCCAGUUGGUGCCCGGGAGGACCCCCUGGCGUACUGGGAGAAGAGGCGGGCAGUCUGGCCAGCCCUGGCAAGACUGGCCACCAUCUAUCUGUCCUGUCCCGCUACCAGUGCCUCUUCUGGGAGUGUCUUGGCCUCCCUGGAUAGCCCCACCAUCGUGGAGAACAGCUCCCCUCUCCCAGUGGAAACAGUUGAGCAUCUCCUCUUCUUGAAGACCAACCUGGAAAAUUUCCCCAACUACACCUCCUCCCCCCUCACACGCCCCGGUGGAGGCAUGGCCGAGGGGGGGCAGACCAGGGAGCCUGGCCCUCGGGUCUGAUGCCCUCACAGUCUUCCUGGAGGAACUUUGCCGUAGGUGACAGGAGAGAGCAGAGUGUUGCACCUGGGGUAUCAGACAGGCGGCGGCCAGAAUCUUAGACCUUUUGGGGAAGAAUGGGGACAGUUUCUCAACUCUUACAGACUGCCUUACUUUUUUUCAGGGAGGUGGCAUUUUCCAUCUACCCAUUGCUUUAUUUUUUUAAAAUGUUUUUGAAUGUUUUUUUUAAUUGGUUUUAGAGAGAGAAACAUUGAUUUGUUGUUCUACUUAUUCAUGCAUUCAUUGGUUGCUUCUUGCAUGUGUAGUAACUGGGCACCGAACCUGUCACCUUGGCGUCAUGGGACAAUGCUCCUAAAAACUGGGCUGCCUGGCCUUAAUUUAUCUCCAGCACUGCUUGCAUAGAAAAGGUUUAUUUUGCCCCUAAGUGACCGUGAGUUGUACCAUAAAGUUUUAUAAGCAGUAACACUCUUCUGAAAUGUUGGUGGGCAUUAAUUAAGGGCCCUACAUGCAGCCUGUCCAUGUGCGUCAAGGUGCCCUUAGAGGUCUGCUUUCUCCUGGGACGGGGACAGGAGGAGGCAUGGCUGCCGGCACGUACACUCGGUGGGGUGUAUACUCAGCCACCUGCAACUUGGGUGAGCUGUGAAAGCCCUUUCUGAAAUUGUUUUCACUGUGGAAAGAGAAACCCUAAGCUAGAGGAGCCAUUUCAAGAGGAUGUGUGUGCACGUGUACCUGGGUACACGUCAGUCUCCUUAGGGUCUGUGGUUCUCUGUGGGUCCCGGUCCCGGGGUGGCCGGAGAACUCUGGAUUGAUAGGACUGCCCAGCUAGCGAGGGAGAGUGACGCUGAGAUACGUGGUCUUCGGACCGUUCUUGUCUCUAGUUUGUUUCCAGGCUGCUGGAGGCUUGGGGUUCCUUCCUUUCCACGGCAAUAGCAGUCUUGGAAAGAGCUCCCACACUCCCCCAGGCUCUCGGUGGCUGAGGAUGCGUUCCACCUGCAUCACCCACACCUCCCCUCCUCCCCGGCUGCUUUCAAAGGGCAGAUCCCCAUCUGGAAGCAAGAAAGGCUGCGUCUCAGACUGACUGGUAACUGAUCACCAGAGUUCCUGUAGCACAGAGCGCACGGGGUCCAGGGCUGGUGACUCCAGGUGGGAGAAGGCCUUUGCACCCACAGGACCUGAAUCUGGCUCUCCUGAGGGGCUGGGUCACCGUGACAGGCGGCUCUGAGGGAGAAAGUAGGUGGAGGCUGGGUCAGCCCCUCAAGGCCUGACUUGCACUUUGGCUGUUGGGGUGAACCUGGAGGCCUGUCCCCACCACAUCUCCUGGAGGGGUUGUCAGUCAUGUGUCACUAAGACUGAUUCACUGCAGGACAUUUGGAAGUUAAUGAGAACGUCAGGAAACAGGAAUAACCAUAAUCCUUUCAUUCAGUUUCUGUGAAUACAUUGACAUACUUCCUUUAUCUUGAGAUUAUACCUGCUGGACAAGUUAGUGUGCUGAAUUUUCUUCUUUUUUUAAUUCUUAGGAUGUGUUUUUACUGCUUUUAGAGGGGGGGAGGGGGGAGAGAAACAUGGACGUUAGAGAGAAACCUUGAUCAGUUGCCUCCUUUGCAUGCUCUGGCUUGGGGUAGAACCCGCAGCCUAGGUGUGUGCUCUGACUGGGAAGGAACCCACAGCCUCCUGGUGUGUGGGGCAGGGCCCCAAACAGCCAAGCCACCUGACCUGGGCUGUGUUCUCAUUUAACAGUGUAGUGACUGCAUCUCCUUAAGUAAAGCUUUGUAAAGAUCAUAUGGAAUGGUUGCAGUAACAUGACUCGAAUUAGAGAGUCUGGCCCCAAAAUGCUUAGGCCCCGUGUCCUCCCCGCCAGCUGUUGUGGGGGGGGGGCGGGGGUGUGUGCUCACAGGCUCCCCUGUGAUCAGAGGUGAGGUCUGUCUGGGUGAGCAGCUGGGACUGUGCCUGUACUCCUCUCACAAUCCUGAGUCAGUCAAGGGCGUUUGGGUAGUAAGGUCGGGGCAUGGCCUCGGACCCAGGCUUCCUUCCUUAAAUGUGUGUGUGGCUCAGCCUGUAAUGAGAACCACUUGCGAGUGUCGUAAGACCCUGGGUCCUCCCAAGUUGUGAUUCUGGGUCGGGUGGCGGGCAGGAGUGUGAUGUGCGUUGGUUACCCGAGGCUGCUCUCCAGAGACGUGCUGUCCUGUGCUGUCUGGCGUCAGUGACCUGGCUGUGGUGGUCUCGGGGAGGGGGAGGCUGGAAUGGAGGGGCAGUGGGGUGGGAGCAGUGUGGGGGGGUGAAGGAGGCUGAGACAGAAGCAUAGCAGGCGGAAGCGUGGGGACAGCAAUGGUUCUCAGUUGGGGGGGGCACUUUUGUCCCCAGAGGACAUACGCAAUGUCUGGAGACUUGCUGGUCGUCACAGCUUGUGGGCAGAAAUGGAUGCUGCUCAACCCCCUGCGACGCACAGCACAGCCCCCGCAGCAGAGGCUCACCCGGCCCCGAGUGCCAGUGGCCCAGGACUGAAGAGCCCUGCUCUAGGCUGGGGCCUGGAGCGCAUGGGGCGGAAGAAAGGCCCCCAGUCCACUGACGCGGCCAGGUGGCUGUCCACUGCGGCUGUUGGGGGCCGAACCGUCCCUGCCCUGCACUGAGCCCUGUCCGGGCUGACUCCUGGGCAUCGUUUCCUGGCCCAUUUCCCACGUAGAUGGGCCGACACAGCAAGUGCUGACGGCACAGGGCAGGUGGGCCCUGCCCAGCCCCGAGUGUCGAGGGUGUCCGAGCCGUGGUCUCAUCUGUGUGACCAGGACCCUUGGGGCAGACGGAUGCGUCGGGCCUAGAGCCUCCUGGCUCAUUCGCACAGCAGGACGAGGAUGGCUCCCGCGACUCAGAGAAGCGCUGGCCUGUGGGUGAGAACGGGCCAUUGCCCUCUCUCGUGGAGCCCGCCACCGGCCUGUGCCUUACGGCAGCUGGGCUUGCACGGGCAGGUGGGCCCGGGCGCCCUCAGCCCCGCCCAACCUGCCUGGGCGAGGGGUGCGGGUCUGCGGUGACAUGGGCCUGGAACGGCAGAGGUCAGCAUUCGUGUAACUGUCGGCGGGGGGCGCGGGGCCUGGGAGCUCGCAAGGCCGGUCUCGGCCUGAGCGUGCUAUUUCCGCUCUGCCGCUCCCCCAGGCGACAGCAUGCAUUCCUCCCAGCUCUCUCUCCGGGCGGGCGGCAGCGCACCGUUCUCCCCACCUCUCCGCUCUGCUCUGCCUGCGCCCUCAACCUUUCCCGCCCUGCGCAGCCAGCACGUCCAUCUAAGCAGCCCCCCAGUUCCUUGGGACGUCGUGCCCUCACCCUCGUGGGCCCCUGCGGCCCUCGCUCCCCCCGAGGUUACCCCUGAGCCCGGCGGGGCGUUGGAACGCAGUCUCGGUCUUGAAAGUCACGGUCUCCCUCCCUCUGGCUGCUCAGCCUUGUCCGUGUUCUGCCUCACGAAGGCUGCUUUUCUCCUGACUCCUACCCUUGGCCUCUCCACUGUGCGCCGCUCAGAUAGGGGCAGCGGGGAGGAUGUGCAUGUUCCCGCAGGGAGGCCUCCAAGUCAUGGAGGGGGCCUUUGUCCCCUGAGAGGCUGGCCUGCUGGGCCACACACUCGCACCAGGCACCUCCGCAGAUCAUGCCUGGGUCCCUUCAGCCUAGAGCAUCAGCCGUCUCCUGUGCCUGAUGCCCCAUGGCCACCUUAAACCGGAGGUCUCUGCCCCCCAGGCUGUCCCACCUGUGUCCCAAGUGUUUGAGAUGGGAGCCCCAUGUCCCCACAUGUUGUGCUAGGUCCCCCCCUUCACGUCGCUCCACGCUUAUAGGGGUCCUUGUCUUGCUAGUGCCUUCUUGGCAGGUGUCUAGUGCCCCUAGGUGCCCACCCUCUGGGCCAGGGCAGUUUUCACCAGAUGCACGGGCGGUGGCCUCACUCCUGCUCACCAACCCCAGCAUGCCCCGUUUGCAGUGCGCGAACCAGACUUCUUAGCAGGUGCCUCCAGUCCCUUUUGGAAAGAAAUGAGGUCAAAAUGAGAACUUGCUGGAGUGUUGCAGGCCAGAAGGGGGCUAGAGAGAAAUGAAGGGACCCAGUUCUUAGAGAUGGGGGUGUCAGCCUGGUCUCCUUGGAGAGGGAGGAAUACAGAGUGGCCUUGGUCACAGAAAUGCAGACUCGGGACCGUGGACACUCUGGAGUCCCAGCUUUUGUCCACAGGAGUGAACGGUCCCAUAGUUCUUUGCAGCGUCACCCCGCCUGGCCUGAGCCCGGCCAGAGCCUGCAGAGUUGGGAAGCUGCCACUGGGAACAGAGGUCCCUUCUGGUUUUCCUCUCUGCUGGAUCCUUGACCCCUCUGUGGGUGGCAGUGUCCCUCCCCUAGGCUGCCUCCCUCCCGCUUGUCUGCACUGAUGCCUGCGCUCCUGCAGCCCCACAGCCGCCGGGGACUUGAAAGGCCCUCCCCUACCUUUCUGGAGCCCCUCCCUGAGGGCGGCCCCCACCUCUCCAGCCCCUGUGCUUUCUCUGGAAAUGAGGUCAUGUUUGCAGCUGGAACAGUGGGAGCUGCUGGCCCCUGCGCAGGGGCGGCGGACACGGGCACUGGCACUGGCGCGAGGUCAGGGCUGCUAGUGCCUUUUCUGGGUCGGACGGCCGGCUGACCCCAGUGGCGCCCGUGUCCCUGUGACAGACUGUCGAGGCCCAGGCCACCUGGACCGCCCUUGU